AUGUCUGUCUCGCAGUUGCUAAGAAGGUCGGGAGGAUUGGGCAAUGCGACCCCUUUGUCUCGAAGUCGCGGGCGAGGUGGUGGGCAGGACAUUGUUAGCGACAAGCUCGUCGGUACAAUCAAGGAUGAUUGA
Chaetomium globosum CBS 148.51 is the source of this 132-nucleotide messenger RNA. RefSeq lists its product as uncharacterized. NCBI's taxonomy places the organism in Eukaryota, Fungi, Ascomycota, Sordariomycetes, Sordariales, Chaetomiaceae. The record is from RefSeq and is a predicted model, not a curated record. Bases 1 to 132 code for a protein of 43 amino acids. The transcript is spliced from 2 exons.